GAGUGUAUGACACAGGCUACUUCUUUUUCUUGUUUCUUUUUAUCUGUUGAUUUGUUGGAUAUACAGAAACUAUGUACAUAUAUAUAUACAUGAGAUCGAUUUGCUAGCUAGUUCGCAACAACUAAUGGAACGUUUUUCUUUGGUUUCCCCUGCAUUUUCUGAAUAUUUCUGAGUUCUGACUGCUGUGAUGCAUAUUGAUGUUUUUUUUUAAACCCCGCGGGGUGUAUUUGUAAAGUAGGGGGAAAAACUGUACAAUAGCCCAGGGGCUAGGAGAUUAUAAUAAGAAAGGAAAAAGAAAGCGGGUGGAGGGGGGUGCAGCUGAUGAGUCUAAUUUAUGUAAUAUCGGUUAUGCUUCCAUGGGACAAAUCAAAUUUAGAAUUACAUUGAUGUUAGAAUUACAGAUCAAAUUUACUACCUUUUAAUUACGAGAUGAUCAGCUAGAUACAAAAUAUAAAGAGGUUAGCAAGAUAUGCAGCAUAAUUUGGUCCUUGACAACGCGCGAUAUCUGAGACACAUUGAACACCUUGAGAAGAUGAGACAAAUACAUGAUUUCUAUUUCAUAAAAAAAAAAGAGGAAACAAUUAGGCAAUUUAGGGUCAGUGCUUGGAGAAGAAGUUGGUGGUACAAUGCAUUGGAUCAAGAGAGAGAUGUAAAUGGGAUAGGGAACAUUUGACCGUUGACUCUGGAUCGUUGCCGUGCCCUCCUCCGAAGCUGGCGACACGCAUACAGAUACAGCAAGUUGCAGGCUGUUUACGCGUUGCAGUAAGGAAUAAGUUCACUUUAGGUCCCUCUUGUCGCCCAGUCUGAACCGCAAAACCGGAUAUAACGCAUCCCCAAACUUACAAAACCAGUGCACAUAAGGUCCUAAGGCGGUUUGGAUAGCGGUUUUGGCUGACGUGGCGCCUACGUGGCUGGUUUGGCUAGGUCUCCGUUCCACGUGGCAAUGACGUGGCACUUACGUGGCAAUUAUAUCUCGAAAAAAUAAUAAAAACCACGGGCCCACAUGUCAACUACACAAAAAAAUAAUAAUUUAGAAAUGGUGGGGCCCGCGUGGACCCACAUGUCAACUACACAACAAAAUAAAUGUGAUGGGGCCCAUAUGGGACCCCACAUGUCAGUCGGUAGGCUGUAGCAAUUUCUUUCUCCUCUCCCUAUCUUCCCCUAUCAGCCAUUGCCGCCGACGAAGAAGCUUCGCGUGGGUGGUAGAGCGGGCGCGGAGUGGGGGGCGGCGGCGGGCGGAUGGCGGCGCGGCGGAUCCUCGCGACCACGUACGGCUUCGUCUUGACAGCGCCGACGACGCGAAACCGGUCGCCGCCGACGCACCCCACCUCGCCGGCCGCCACACCGCCCCCCACUCCCCUGCCGGAGUACACGACGCCGAACCUGGUGACCUCCUCCUGGAGCACUGGAGCAGCAUGUGCACCAUGAUCCGGUACCUGAACUCGAACACCUGGAGCUGCACCGUCGUGCCGGGAAAGACCAUCGACAGGAACAGCACGAUGGGGAUCUCCGCCGCCUGCUCCUGCCGCGGCGCCCUCGUCCACGCAGCCGUGCAGGCAUUUAUAGUAAGAUUCCACCGUGCUCCGGCGCCGCCUCUCUCCGGCGACACUUGCGGCGAGCCCUGCCAAUACCAGGCUUUGGCCGCAGAGAAUUCUGAGACGACGACGACGAAGAAGAAGAACUGAUGAUGCUGCG
Molecule: messenger RNA, 1695 nt
Organism: Oryza sativa Japonica Group (Japanese rice)
Lineage: Eukaryota; Viridiplantae; Streptophyta; Magnoliopsida; Poales; Poaceae
Source: RefSeq, a predicted model, not a curated record